GGGAUUUCCCCUCUUUUGGUUUCGUAAAGAUAUAAACGCUUCUGUACGCGUUUCUGUCACUGUCCGUGUGUCUGUCACAGCGAUGAGUUAUACUAAAUCUUUGUCCUUUAUCCUGCUCCUCACUUUUGGUGUAGGAGUCAGAAGUGAUGAGGGCAGUAUGGAUCGUGUGACCCGCUCUAUUUGCGGCGAAGAUGUACUUUUGCGCUGCUUGGCCACGUCCAAGCCUGGAGUCCAGUACCGGACAGUCAUAUGGUACAAGGUCAGUGAGGCUCCCUCUCAUCAUUUAACUGGUCUGGUGAUGAAGAGGCUUACACAUCAUAACAGCACUGUUCAAAAAUAUAAAGGUGUGGAGCGGGAUUUGAAGCUGUUAGAAGAUUCACAGAGCCUCAUUUUGCCUAAUGUGACGUUGGAAGAUGCUGGGAGAUACAAGUGCUUUCUGUCUGCUCCCCUUGGUCAUCAGAAUCAGGAGGGAGAGGUCCAUCUCAGGGUCUAUGAUGGUCUCAAUGAGGAUGAAGGAACAUCAAAAGAACAGCAUGCUAUUUAUGAAAUAGUAGCCAUCAUUUUACUUAUAGUGUCACUGCUGAUGUUGUAUGUUUGUUAUACAUGUCUAAAGAAUGGAUCACGAAGCCACAAAAGCAGGCUCUCACAAGAAGCUUCAAAGAAAAUCCAUCAAAUGAAGGACACUAUCAUUAAAAUGGAAUCAAAAGGAAUUGUAUGCACACUUUUGCCCCAGGAGUAUGUGUGACACUACAGUCUUAAUAGUCUGGUGCUAAACUAAGAGACAUAGAGGAGGACAAAGAGGACAUAAUGAAAGAAAAAUGGUGCUAGGUGAACAUUAUCUAAUAAGUAGAUAUUGUUCAGAACUGGACUGUGUGACACGUGAUGUCCCUUCCAGAGUGAUGUCCCUCCUAGAGUGCUGUUCCUUCCAGUGCUGUUGAAAGGAGGAGAAUGAAGGUCCUGCUGUAUUGUACCAACCAUCCAUGUUUCAUCUAAGCUAAACAAAAAAGUCACCUUAUACUUUGCACUGCUUUAAGGUUAAAAAAUAAGUACUUCAAAGAGUACCCUGCCUUAAUCAUUCUAAGCUAAUGCUCUGGUACUACAUAUGUAUAUUUAGUGAUCAUUAGGCAGGUUGCUUAGAGAAAAGGAUGUAAGCAAUUAAAUAACUGCAAAGUUUGUUUAAUUAUCUAAGUAAGUAUGUGUUAGUUAGCUUUAUACUAUGUGCAUUCAGUACUGUAUUUUUUAUACCUUAUAUGUUCUUAUUUUUUGUAUUUGAAAAUCAUGUAAAUUUGUUUUAGAACGUUUUGUGUAGUUGGCUAUUUUGCACUAAUGGCUAAAUGAGCUGAUGAUGAUAACAAUAAUAAUAAUAAUUAUUAUUAUUAUUAUUAUUAUUAUUAUAAAACAAAAGCCUGUUUGUUCUGUUAAAGCUAUAGUGAAGCUAUGAUUUUUCUGUUUCAGUCAGUGCUGAUAAUUUCAGAUAUAAUGGCAUGAUUCAUAUAAAUAAACACCACUUUACCAUUACUACU
Molecule: messenger RNA, 1523 nt
Organism: Hemibagrus wyckioides
Lineage: Eukaryota; Metazoa; Chordata; Actinopteri; Siluriformes; Bagridae
Gene: cd83
Product: CD83 molecule
Exons: 5
Coding region: 83-745 (220 amino acids)
Source: RefSeq, a predicted model, not a curated record